Penaeus indicus is the source of this 336-nucleotide messenger RNA. RefSeq lists its product as uncharacterized. The transcript has a single exon. The record is from RefSeq and is a predicted model, not a curated record. Lineage: Eukaryota; Metazoa; Arthropoda; Malacostraca; Decapoda; Penaeidae. Bases 1 to 336 code for a protein of 111 amino acids.
AUGCUCAGGAUCAUAUUGAACAGGUUAAGACCCCAGACUGAAGCAAUUAUAGGUGAAGAGCAGGCAGAAUUCAGGGCAGGGCGCAGCACAACUGAGCAGAUCUUCAAGCUCAGGAUUCUGUGCGAGAAUUACCUUCAACACCAACAAGAACUCUACCACAUAUCCUUAGACUUCAAGAAGGCAUUUGACAGAGUGUGGCGUGCGGUAGUAUGGGCUACCAUGAACUACUACAACAUCAACCCUAACAUCAUCCGCAUCAUACAGAACCAGUACAAGACCAGCAGUGUAGUUUACCUCAACGGGGACAUUGAAGACUCCAAACCACAGUUAGAGUGA